Myotis brandtii (Brandt's bat) is the source of this 4123-nucleotide messenger RNA. RefSeq names its product coiled-coil domain containing 50 (gene CCDC50). The transcript is spliced from 12 exons. Gene Ontology annotation, cellular component: cytoplasm. The record is from RefSeq and is a predicted model, not a curated record. Bases 23 to 1435 code for a protein of 470 amino acids. Gene Ontology annotation, molecular function: ubiquitin protein ligase binding. NCBI's taxonomy places the organism in Eukaryota, Metazoa, Chordata, Mammalia, Chiroptera, Vespertilionidae.
UCUCCCCAAAUGUGGGGAGCAGAUGUUGAAAGGAUUUGUGCAAUUGAAAGGAGUGUGUCGAGAUUUCGCUGUCCUGGAGGACCACACCCUGGCCCACAGCCUGCAGGAACAGGAGAUUGAGCAUCAUUUGGCAUCAAACAUUCAGCGGAACCGUUUGGUCCAGCAUGAUCUCCGGGUGGCUAAGCAACUCCAAGAGGAAGAUCUGAAAGCUCAGGCUCAGCUUCAGAAGCGCUACAAAGACCUUGAACAACAGGACUGUGAAAUUGCUCAGGAAAUCCAGGAAAAGCUGGCUAUUGAGGCAGAGAGACGACGCAUUCAGGAGAAGAAGGAUGAGGACAUAGCUCGCCUUUUGCAAGAAAAGGAGUUACAGGAAGAGAAAAAGAGAAAGAAACACAUCCCAGAAUCCUCUGGAGCCAAUGCUUAUGGAGAGAGUUACUAUUAUGAAGACGGAGACCAGCCACGGUCAAGGAGGGCAAGGGAAUUGGGUUCUGGAUUCUUAAAGUCUUGUAAACUCCAAAGUGAUGAAAAGACUGUGAAGCCAAGAAAGGAGAAACCCAGACAUCCACCGGAGAACUGGGAAGAACUGGAAGAGCAUCGUUUACCUGAGAAGUCUCUGUCCUCUGGCUCACGCAGAGUGAGGGAUGAUCCCCAAAUUAUCACUGAGCUGUGUGAAAGGAAAGGGUCUGGCCAUGAGAGGCCCAGGAGACCUCCUCUUCCCAAGAUCAGCGGUGAAGUGUUUCUGAGCACGGAAUCUGAUGACCGGGAGGCUAGCAGUAGCCAUCGGACUCGGAAUUGGGAAAAACAUUCCAGACACCAAGACAGGCUUUCCCCGAAGUCUUCUCCAAAAGCAGGGAUUCACUGCAAGGAGGCUGCUUAUGGGAGGGAGCGUGGGCAAGGGGAGCGCAGAGAGCGGAAGCACAGGCCCAGGACUCCUCCCUUCUCAGAGAGUGAGGAGCAGCUCCACCUCCAUGACACAGGAAUGAAGCCAAGGGGGAUGAAAGAAUCAGUUUCUACUCCGUCGAGAGUGACCCCCAGAAAUCAGGAAUGGUAUGAUGCUGAAAUUGCCAGAAAACUGCAGGAAGAAGAAAUUUUGGCUACCCAGGUGGAUCUAAGAGCAGCUCAAGUGGCCCAGGAUGAGGAAAUUGCUAGACUUUUAAUGGCUGAAGAAAAGAAAGCUUACAAGAAAGCCAAGGAGAAAUCGUCAUUGGACAAACGAAAACAUGACCCUGAUUGGAAGCCCAAAACAGCUAAAUCACACUCAAAGACAAAAGACAGUGAUGAACCUCAUCGCUCUAAGAAUGACAGGCCUGCACGACCUCCCUCCAGGCCGCCACCACCUACCAUGACAGAUGCUGAGGAUUUGGAUUACACUUAUUCCACACGUCAUUUCUCAAAAUCAGAGUCCUCUCAUAAAGGCUUCCAUUAUAAGCAGUAAAAACCUACGAAUCUGCCUUGAAAACGGACUCACUGUAGCAAAUAUUACUGGAUGAUGCAGAAUGCAUUCCACAUUUAUUUUUUCCUCCUAUGUUUGUACUCCUGGGAUUUAUCCUAAAGGGUUUUUCUGACCAUAAAUAAUUUUAAUGCAUUUAAAAUGUUUUGGUUAUUUCUGAUCACUUGGGCAGUACAAGAAAAUCUAGCUUCUGAAUAUUGACCACCUCUACACUGCUUAUACUUCCAUGGAUACAGUGUCUAAGAGAUCUAUAAAAUGCCAUUUUUUCUUAGGUAUGAAAUAUUGGUAUCUAGGGAGUAUACUUUACUUAGCAAUUAGAAUUUAGUGAAGAUAUGAUCAAGGUAAAUAAAACAAUGUUUGGAUGAAAUGGAGAAUAGAAGAAUGUAAGAAACAGUUGUUUUGGGGUUCAUUAGUAUAUGGUAUAUUAAAAGAGCCUUUUGCUUUUUGUACUUUUUAGGAAAAGAAAAAAAAAUCACAACCAUAAAGUAUUUUAAAAAGAUCAUACCUGGAACAAUUAAAAUGUGUUAUUCUGACUAUAGAGAUUUUGCAGAUACUUAUACACACCCUCCAGGGAAAAUUGACCUAGAUGGCAUUCUCUAACACUUUCUUGCUAUUGCUUCAUCAAUAGGUCGAGACUUCUGAAGCCUCUGGGCAUUGCACAUUGAUUAGUAUUAAUUGGAAAAAAUUAAUUCUAUAAUAUCCUAACUCAGGUCUGUGUAAAGUCAACUAAAAAUGAAAACUUUCUAUCCCUUCUCUUAUUUUACAUUCCUUUAUAUAGCCAAGGCAAGUGGAAUUGAAAGAGGUGUUUAUAAAUGAUGAUUUCAUCAUCCUCUCUGGCCAUAGAUAGAAGUUUUCCUCUUGCGUAAAACACAUAACAAUAUUUGUUGACAACCUCAAAAAUAUUUUAUGUACUUCUCAAUAAAUAGAUAAUUCAACAUCAAGUCGAAAUUAAUAAAGUACUUCUUUAUGCAUGUAUUUAGUUCUACACAUCGUUAAUGAUAUAUGGUCAUUGGAUCCUUUAUACAAGACCUUAAACUCCUCUUCAAGAAAUAGUCUUUGUCUAACUUCAAACCUUAUGGAAAUGCUUAUUUUCCUAUACUAGUUAGUUAACACAAAUGUCAAUCUCACACACAAACACACACACACACACACACACACAUAUAUAUAUAUACGUAUAUAUAUGUGUGUGUAAUAUCCCUUCAACUUGACUGCCUAUAAUUUUUCAUGGUAUGAAUCUGACGUUUUUGGCAUUCUAGUACGGUUUUUGUUUAGGAAAGAAAUGUGUAGGUGACUAGAAAAAAGUUCGUAACCCAUUCUUUUCCCAUUGGGAAAUGCCUUCAGUUUGCCUUAUCUUUCUGGAUAGACUUUAAAGUCAGGCAAUAUUCAGGAAAAGCUAUUAAGAGUAGUUUUGAGAGUGGAUGUGGGUGUUUCAUUUUGAGAAGGGUCUUUAGUUUCAGAAAGUGUUUGGAUUGUAAGAAUUUGGGCAAAAGGUGUCUAAGAGUUAACUUUGAGGAGAAUGAUAAAGAAACAAAACCCUAAGGGAGGUAGUUACUUCAGAGAAAUGGGGAAAGGCAAAAUAACAGGACUUUGAAUGGCCAUGAUGAAAUGCAUGAAUAAAAGCCUUCAUUUAGCCAAUGGCAAACAAAAUGGGGUCCUGGCCUUAAGUCCAAUUGCAGAGAGGGUGGUUUCAAUAUCCAAAGCUUAGGCCUUGUUGACUUACAUUGUUUUUUGUCUGCCCUGUGAUUUUGCUUCAUAUUUUAAAAAGUUUUUAUGGUAGCUUUAAAGAAAAAAACAAUAACAGUGUUUUUUUUAUUUGAUAAUUAAGCAAAUGAGCAAUAUCAUUUGCCAUAUUUUUAUUUUAUAAAUGUUUAUUUUUAUAUCUCAUGCAAUGAUCAGUUUUACUUUUUAAAUUCUGCAUUCCUCUUGCUUCUCAUGUACUUUAUUCAAUUGUAUUUAUUAUUAUGAAAUGCUAACUGGAUAUAUUUCCUUCAAAACUGUCAGGCCACUUAACACUUAACCAGAAUGUUAGUGUUUCAACUGUCUUAGUGAGUGACCAAAGGUGAUAUUUCCUUUGUGACACUCAAUUCAACAUCUGUAUUGAAAAUUUGAUUUUUUUAAGGUUUUUAAAUGAUUGGUUUUUUAGAAUAUUUUAAUUUAACUUAAUUUUUUUUAUAAAGCAAACACUCUUUUUAAAGCAUAUCAGAGUAAUUCUUUCCCUGUGAAUAAGGAGACAGAAAUCAAACUCAACCAGCUAAAUCCUCUUAUUCUCAUUCAAAUAAUGUAAUUAGCUUUGAGACUAUAAAAGCAACUAACAAUGGUAUUUUAAGGAACUGCCAAACAUUCUUCACUAUAUUCUCUGCUUUACACUGUGUCAUUUCUAUAUAAAUGUGGAAGCAUUUAUUUUUUUCCUGUUCCUACUGCUGGAACACAGGCAACUUAAUUUUUAGGCCCACAAUGUAUUAUGCUUUAAUGUUGUGAUGUAAACAAAUGCUUCUGGCCUUGGAAAAUUUUUCUGUUUCUAUACCUCUGUUCUCUGGAGGCCAGGCUCUAUUAGCACCAGUAUUGCUGAAUGAGCACAAUGUGUUAAGGAGCCUUAUACUGGACAGAUAACAGCCCCUUCCCCCAGCCUAACUUUUGUUGUAAGUCAUUGCCUAGUAGCAAAGCGAGAUAUGG